AAGGUAUCAAACAUCAUUCCUUCCAUCAACCUGCCAAAAAUCCUUCAUUUCCAAAGGUUUUUCGACACACCCUUAUCAAUCUCUCUCUCUCUCUCUCUCUCUCUCUCUCCCGAUUUUCUCCAAAAUGGAAAAAGGGCCGGUGCAUUCUCCGCCAUUGAAGAACCCUUCUCCUGACAUCUUCCUUCCCUCGCCUUCUUCUCCUUCAAGAAGCAUCGAUGAUAAUGCCAACUUUCCGGUUUCAGCCAGUCAUUGCAAGCCUCCUUCUUGCUCUGCUUCUGGCCCUGCCAGCCAAGGGAAGAUGGCGGCGACUUUGCGCUCUUCCCUUCUGGGUCUUGUUCCUUCCGAGCUCGAGAUCGAUAAGGCCAUUCGUGCUCUCCUCGACCUCUGGCAGAGUGCUUCUUCAACUGGCUCUGAGCAAAACUGGAUGCGGCUUUUCGGAUGUAGGGAUUCGAGCAUAUUGAUGUCUAGUGGAUGGGGGAGAGUUCGGCAUGCCCUUCAUCUGCUGCUGACGGAACCAGCUAUUAAGAGAUUGGUUAUCUCGUUAGUCUCGGAUAAAGCUUUCUGGAGCGCUAUUAUGAACAAUCAGUCGGUCCAGAAGUUCCAGGAGUUGCUCCUCUCAGAUGAUACUAAAAGCCCUCUGAUUUAUGAGGAAAUAGACUGGGGUACGAACAAUCCGCGGUGGCUCUUGGACAUCUUGAAGGACAAAAUCAUGGAACUCAUUGAAAAAUUCAAGCUGCUUUUGAUCGAGACGUUUCAACAUUCCCGGCCUCCCACGCCAGAGGCUACGGCUGAGUUGGAGGACAGAGUUGGAUCGUCCUUGCUGCUUUCGGUCCUAAUCAUCUUGGUUGUAGUGUUGGCACGAGUUCAACCUUCGUUUCAAUUCUAGGCAGAUUCAUGACAUGGUGCACUCAAGAUGUGAUAAAGGUGUACCGAGUUUGCUGUUGAACCUGAGUUCCCCAUAGUACUUGUAUAUGAAUUCGUGUGAACAGCUUGCGAGAGGUAAAAGUGUUGCUGCUGCACUUAAUUUU
This is a messenger RNA of Rhodamnia argentea, 1028 nucleotides long. RefSeq lists its product as uncharacterized. The coding region runs from base 125 to 886 and encodes 253 amino acids. The transcript is spliced from 4 exons. The record is from RefSeq and is a predicted model, not a curated record. NCBI's taxonomy places the organism in Eukaryota, Viridiplantae, Streptophyta, Magnoliopsida, Myrtales, Myrtaceae.